CAAGACUCUGGUCUUUAAUUUUGCUUCUUCUGUGACUCAUGAAACAGUUACUUUAGCUCUACACCCUAGAUUACAGCUGAUCUGAACUUUAUCCUCUCGAGGCCCAGCUGCAGCAGAUGCAGAUCCCACCUCCUCUUGUUAAGACCUCCCUACUUCCCCUUAUAUAAAGAAGGAAGGCCUGGGGGGAAUUAAAGCUGGUCAUUUGAAUCCUUGGACCUUUCGAGUGUGGUUUUAUCUCAGGUGCUCCUUCUCUUCAGCCAUGCCGGUGGACUUCAGCGGUACCUGGACUCUUGUCAGGUCUGAGAAUUUUGAAGGCUAUAUGUUGGCUUUAGGUAUAGAUUACGCAACUCGCAAGAUAGCAAACAUGUUGAAGCCCCAAAAGCUCAUCAAACAGAAAGGGGACGUGAUUUCUAUCCAGACGACCAGCACUUUUCGAAACUAUUUUCUCGAGUUCAAAAUUGGAGAGGAGUUUGAUGAAGAUAACAAAGGAUUGGACAACCGAAAAUGCAGAAGUGUGGUGACUUGGGACAAAGAUAAACUUGUUUGCACCCAGAACGGGGAAAAGAAAAACCGAGGCUGGUCCCACUGGAUCGAAGGAGAUGAGCUCUAUUUGGAGCUCCGUUGCGAAGGCCAGACAAGCACGCAAGUUUUCAAGCGACUGUGACUCUCGAACGGGACUCUUCAGAAAAGAGAACUGCGCAAGGGCAUCUUCAAGGCAUGGCCUCUUUUCACUGCAAGUCAACAACGUGGAAACUUCAGUAUUUUCUCCUUAUCCAAAAUGCUCUUUAGGCCAACUAAAGGGGGCUGUUAUAUGAAGUCACUUCAUUAAACAUA
This is a messenger RNA of Ahaetulla prasina, 834 nucleotides long. RefSeq names its product retinol binding protein 7 (gene RBP7). Gene Ontology annotation, molecular function: fatty acid binding. Gene Ontology annotation, biological process: fatty acid transport. The coding region runs from base 260 to 664 and encodes 134 amino acids. The transcript has 4 exons. Gene Ontology annotation, cellular component: nucleus; cytosol. Lineage: Eukaryota; Metazoa; Chordata; Lepidosauria; Squamata; Colubridae. The record is from RefSeq and is a predicted model, not a curated record.